AUGGAGAAGACACCCGGCCUAGAUCACUGGGGUGAUAUCACUGUUGUGGUUAUAUAUUUUAUAAUGGUCCUGGCUGUAGGAUUAUGGUCGUUAUGUCGACCGAACCGGGGCAGCGUGAAGAGUUAUUUUCUGGCAGGACGAGACAUGAAAUGGUUUCCAGUUGGUGCCUCGCUAUUCUCCAGUAAUAUCGGCAGCGAACAUUUUGUAGGUUUAGCGGGAACAGGUGCAGCUUCUGGUAUAGCUAUGGUCAUGUACGAAUGGAUGUCGAUGCCGUUGGUUAUUUGUCUCGGUUGGAUUUUUCUACCAGUCUAUAUCUCAGCAGGAGUUUACACCAUGCCAGAAUACAUGGAGAAAAGAUUUGGUGGGAAAAAAAUUAGAAUUUAUCUCAGUUGUCUGUCACUAGUGUUGUAUAUCGUCACCAAAUUAGCAGUGAGUAUAUACGCCGGAGCUCUGUUUAUAAAAUUAGCUUUAGAUUGGAACAUGUAUUUAUCAGUGGUUGGAUUAUUAUUGAUAACUGGUGUUUACACCAUAUUGGGAGGUUUAGCGGCUGUGAUUUACACCGAUACAUUACAAACUGUCGUCAUGACUAUAGGUGCUAUCAUUCUCUGUAUUAUUGGUUUUGAUAAAAUUGGAGGUUUAAAUGGUCUCCAGUAUAAGUACAUGGAAGCUGUACCAUCAGUUAGAGCAAACAACACCACAUGUGGAGCGCCCAGAUCUGAUGCGUUCCAUAUAUUCCGUGAUCCAGUCAACUCGGACAAUCCAUGGCCUGGCUUGUUAAUCCAGAGCAGCCUUGGGUGUUUAUGGUAUUGGUGCUGCGACCAGGUUAUAGUACAGAGAACACUAGCAGCGAAGAAUUUAAGUCAUGCUAAAGCUGGAUCUAUAGUAGCUGGCUAUCUGAAAUUAUUACCACUGUUUUUGAUGAUCUUUCCCGGUAUGAUCAGUAGAGCUUUAUAUGCAGAUGCUAUUGCUUGUGUGGACCCUGUGGAAUGUGAGAAAUAUUGUGAGAAUUCUGUAGGUUGUUCCAAUAUCGCUUACCCUAAAUUAGUCCUAGAACUCCUGCCAGUUGGAUUACGGGGGUUAUUAAUGGCUGUAAUGCUGUCAGCUAUUAUGAGCUCUCUAACCUCAAUAUUUAACAGUGCUAGUACCCUGUUUACUAUGGAUCUGUGGAGGAGAAUCAGACCAGGUGCCCUGGAGCGAGAAUUACUUAUUGUAGGCAGGUUAUGUGUAGUGUUUUUAUGUGGAGUCAGUAUAUUAUGGAUACCGCUAGUAAAAUCUUCCCAGGGUGGUCAACUAUUUAACUAUAUACAAGCCGUACAGGGAUAUCUCGGUACUCCAGUUACUGCACUCUUUUUGAUGGCUGUAUUCUGGAAACGCAUGAAUGAAAACGGAGCGUUUUGGGGAAUAGCAGUAGGGCAUAUCUGUGGAAUUAUAAGAAUGGCUGUAGAUUUCUCUUACCCGGCACCAGAUUGUGGUGAAGAGGAAACUCGACCAUCAGUUCUACUCAACGUACACUAUACUUACUUCGGGUCCCUAAUCUUAUUUAUCACCACUAUCAGUAUUGUUAUCUUUAGUUUUCUUGAUAAACCACCGUCAGAAAAACAGUUAAGAGGUGUUACUUACUGGACGCGGAUUGAUAAACUUCCGGUAGAUGAAAAUAAACUAGAAGAGGAGAGUAUGAAUACAUGUUCUAACGGUGAUACAAAAGGGAAUGAUACCCCGGACAUUACUCUCAAACAAAUCAGGGAGUUUUUAUAUGAACAGCCUAAAUGGAUGGCCUUUAUGAACGUGAAUGCUGCGAUCGGGUGUGUGGUUAUGGCAUUUUUAGCAGGGUUCUUUCAUUAG
Molecule: messenger RNA, 1842 nt
Organism: Lottia gigantea (owl limpet)
Lineage: Eukaryota; Metazoa; Mollusca; Gastropoda; Lottiidae
Exons: 16
Coding region: 1-1842 (613 amino acids)
Biological process (GO): transmembrane transport
Cellular component (GO): plasma membrane
Molecular function (GO): D-glucose:sodium symporter activity
Source: RefSeq, a predicted model, not a curated record